AUGGCAAAAAUAGCAUUCGACGCGAAGCUCCUGAAAUCCCUGCUGGAAUCGACGCCGAGAUUCGAGAAAUGCAUGAGAUCCCUGAACGUACUGGAACUGGGCAAGGGAAAAUGCGUGGCCGCGAUAAAAAUAGAGGAAGAACACACGAAUCCCAUGGGCUCGAUGCACGGGGGCUUCGCCACCAGUUUAGUGGACAGCAUCUCCAGUUGGGCGCUCUUUACGCACGAACGAGCCAACUGCGCGAGCGUCUCCGUUAACAUAAACAUGACCUUCAUGAAAGGGGCCAAAGAGGGCGAAGAGGUGCAAAUCGAAGCCGAUACAUUGAGAGUGGGGAACACCAUGGCCUUCUUGGAGGUUUCCAUUAAAAAUAAAAAAGACGGAAGCUUGCUGGUCAAAGGGGAACACACGAAAUUCCUGUACAAAUUAACCAACCUCUGUCAAUUACUCCUGUGA
This is a messenger RNA of Phyllotreta striolata, 453 nucleotides long. NCBI's taxonomy places the organism in Eukaryota, Metazoa, Arthropoda, Insecta, Coleoptera, Chrysomelidae. The record is from the annotation of a GenBank genome assembly.